Molecule: messenger RNA, 3485 nt
Organism: Phyllostomus hastatus (greater spear-nosed bat)
Lineage: Eukaryota; Metazoa; Chordata; Mammalia; Chiroptera; Phyllostomidae
Gene: SZRD1
Product: SUZ RNA binding domain containing 1
Exons: 4
Coding region: 28-483 (151 amino acids)
Source: RefSeq, a predicted model, not a curated record
GGGGGAGGAGGGAAAGCGGCGAGUAAGAUGGAAGAUGAGGAGGUCGCUGAGAGCUGGGAGGAGGCGGCAGACAGCGGGGAAAUAGACAGACGGUUGGAAAAAAAACUGAAGAUCACACAAAAGGAGAGGAAAUCCAAAUCUCCUCCCAAAGUGCCCAUUGUGAUUCAGGACGAUAGCCUUCCCACGGGCCCCCCCCCACAGAUCCGCAUCCUCAAGAGGCCCACCAGCAACGGAGUGGUCAGCAGCCCCAACUCCACCAGCAGGCCAGCCCUUCCGGUCAAGUCCCUAGCACAGCGGGAGGCAGAGUACGCUGAAGCCCGUAAGCGAAUCCUAGGCAGCGCCAGCCCCGAGGAGGAGCAAGAGAAACCUAUCCUCGACAGGCCAACCAGGAUCUCCCAACCAGAAGACAGCAGGCAGCCCAAUAAUGUGAUAAGACAGCCUUUGGGUCCUGAUGGGUCACAAGGCUUCAAACAGCGCCGAUAAAUGCGAGCAAGAGAGGAUGCCACCGCUGCCACCGUUAUCGCCUCCUGGGUCAUCCACCACGGGUUGCACUCCCGUGGCAGACAGCUGGACUUGAGCAGAGGGAAGGACCUGAUUUACUUGCACUGUGAUCCCCUUUGCUCCGCCCACUGUGACCUUGAACCCCAUGCACUGUGACCUCCCUCUUUCCCCCCCUUCCCACUGUGAUUGGCAUGUCUACAAGGGCUGUCCCAAGUCAAUGGAAAGGGAAAGGAUCGGGGUUAGGGGACUUAAGAGUAGAGAGUCAAGACAGUGCCACUUGGCCACUUGGGGUAAAGCCAGUGCCAGCAAUAACAGUUUAUCAUGCUCAUUAAUUUGGGAUUUCAAAACAAAGGAGAACUCCCGUCCACUCACCCCCAAGUGCAUGUCUUCAUCACUUAAAAGCAAGUUCCAUUUGAAAAAUAUCCUUUCUUUUUUUCCCUUCCUAUUUUUGUUUAUACAAAUAUCUGAUUUGCAAGAAAAAGUGCAUGGGAGGGGUUUUAGCAGUUUAAUGAAUUUUUAAUUAAGAAAGGGUAGUUUGGUAGUCUACUUAAAAAAUGUUUCUGGGAAAUUCACUAGAAACAUUAACCAGUAGGUUUUUGGUGAGCUUAGCUUCUGUAUUCCUACUGCCGCCCAGAAAAGGGGCAGGGCUCUGUAGCCCCCAGGACAGAUGAACACCCCAUGCCUAUACCUCCCUCCCCCCGGCUAAGUCCCAGGGCAUCAUGGCCCUGCCUGGAGACUGGGCUAGUUCUAUAGGCUCAGAGAGCCUGGGGAGGGUGCCAACCCCACCUCUAGUAUUUUGGGAGAUGGGGAAAGUAAACAGACUUUCCCUUCCCAUUCCCCUCAGGGUGGUUCCCUACCAGCCAGGCUUGCUACUUCUAGACGAGAGCGGGGAGUGAGGCUGCACUCCUGAGCGUGGAAGGAAGGGAUGCGAGACUUGCUCGCUGUGUUGCUGUCAGCACAGGGAAGCCAGGGGAGAGUCUGGCCCCAGGACCCAGCUUCCUGCCUCAUGUGUCAGGAAGGUGUCAGAAGGGGUCUGUCGAGGGCCGUCUCUGUUGAUGGCACCAGCUGGGUACCUAUAGCUGGUACAUCUCCUUUGUGAAAUCACUAUCGUGGGAGCGACCGUUUGAAUACAUACGGGAAAGGACAAGCUGUGCGUUGCAAAGGUUGGUGAUGACAGACUGGUUCCCUGUAGACCUAGGCUACCCUUCACUCUUUUUCCAGAGCGAGGGCCUGGAAUGAAGGCAGUCUCCCCUCCGUCCCUGGAGCCUAGAGACUUGCUUGGCUCCUUGAGGAGGAAGAGACUGCGAGGGCAGCUGCCCAGAGCAGCUGGGUGUGUGCAGUCUGGCUCCCCGGGCUCUCUCUGCUCUCUUCUUUUGCACUGCGCCUUACCCCUCAGCCAGCCAGCCAGCCAGCCUCCCCACUCAGUGGACGAGCUUGGAGUGGCUGGCGCGACGUUUUUGUGACUAGGGCAGCUUGCAGUGCCCACGGUGACAAACUAGGUCUCGGGGGUUCGCUCCACCUUUGGUUCACCUGGCUCUCGGCCUUGCCCUGCGGGAAGGUAGGCCAGGCUCAGUAAGCCACGUCCCAUCGCGUCUUCCCCUUAGAAGGGCCAGCUGCCCUCUGGAUCAGCAGCUAGUCCGUGGUGCAGCCGUGCCGCGGUGUGAAGCCAGGAAACCGUCUGUGAGGAGUAGCGCUGGAACAGGGCUUGGGUCGGUGAGAGCCCACAGGGUGUUGGGUUACGCCCAGAGCCUGGGGGAAUUUCCCCCAGGAGCGGGUGAGGGAGAAGGUUGGCUGCUGUUUUUAUAGUUCCACUGCCCUGACCAAGUUUCCUCAUGCUAAAUGUCUAGUGUCCAUCCCUCAUGUAAUAGUGGUUUCUGGCCCAAAGUGAGACUGUCCUUUCAGCUGGAGGAAGGUACAGAGGUAGGCCAGGUGGAGGGCCAGAAGUGCUGAUUGCCCAGCCGCUGGGACACGUGUUCUUGCCCUUCUCACCCUCCCCUAGGGGGCCAGAGGGAAGACUGGCUGAUGGGUGUUCGUGGACCGAGGAUGUAGUAGGGACUGGUGCUCCCACCUCCCUCUGGCCAAAGAUGGGGCUCUGCCCGCCGUGUGCCUGUCACCACCCACUAGCAGUCGGAUCCUUGGUUUCCCGGACGGAGAGGUAGCAGGCAGGUUUUUCAUUUUUAAAGAAAUGAAAACAGGAAACUAUUGGGGGAGGUGGGAGGGGAAAUGGGAGAACGGUUUGGAUUUUGUGUGUGUGUGUUGUUUUUUUCUUUUUUUUGGUAGUUGUCUGUAACUUUCCUUAAGUGCUUUUUUUUAAAAAACUUUUUUUUUUUUAAGUAAGCUGCAGGCUUUGGCUUGGAAAACCCCAGGAGGGUGGGGGGCAGAAACUGGAGGCUGCUGCCCCUUUAUCUGCCUUCAUGGUUCUGUCCCCUUCCCCCGGCUCCUCCCUGACCCCAUGAGCCAGGCCUCAGACCUCCCAGCUAACUGCUUCCCAUGAGCCACUACUCUGUUGUCAGCCUAUAACCAAAGGAGCUGGGGGUCCGGGCCUGGUGACCAACCCUUCUCAGCCCACUCAAUCAGGGUGCUCCCCCCCUGCAGGCAGGAGGCAACACCCUAUCUGCUACCAUCAGCCCCUUCCAGAGCCCACUGCCCCGCCCCGCCCUGUCCAGCCCAGCCAUACCCUGCUCCGCCCCAUCUGGGGGUGCUCUGCUCAGGGAUGGGCCGGUAGGGCUGCCCCAGCCUCCCUGGUAAGCAGAGACUCUGGAAACCUCUGGGGUCCUGUUUCCUGGCCACGUGAUCCCAAGGGUGCACGCGGACCCCUUGGGUGUCUGAACAGAAGGGCAUGGGAGGGAGGGCCGCACCCCUGCAGUCCUGCUCUGCUGGUCCAGCGGGCACCUGCCCACCGCACCCCGCACCGCGGGCUCCUGAGUCGGCAGAUUAAGCAUUUUAUAAAUUGUAUUUUAAAUACAUGUUUUAAACUUGUCAAA